CCACAAUGCGCCCUCCCUCCACCCGUCCCAUGCACUCGCGCGCGCAAACGGCCACCCCCGUCCCCAGCGGUCGCGCAUCUCCCGCCGAAUCGGUCGCAUCCGUCGCAACGACUGCCACAAUGAAGCGCAAGGAGCGCGAAUUCGAAAUGGCAAACGAAGAGACAAACAUCAACGUUGUUGUGCGGUGUAGAGGCCGCAACGACAGAGAGGUCCGCGAAAACAGCGGCGUCGUUGUCUCGUGCGACGCCGUCAAGGGCAAGAACGUCGAGCUGUCCAUGGGUCCCAGCGCACUUAGCAACAAGACUUACAACUUCGACCGCGUCUUCUCCCCUGCGGCCGACCAGGGAAUGAUCUUCGACGAUGUGGUUGCGCCAAUUAUCGAUGAGGUGUUGGGCGGCUUCAACUGCACCAUUUUCGCAUACGGCCAAACGGGUACCGGAAAGACAUACACCAUGUCUGGUGACAUUUCAGACGUCCUACCAUUGCCCGACUCGGCCGGUAUUGUUCCGCGUGUUCUCCACUCGCUAUUCGGCAAACUCGAAAGCGAAGACUCAGAACACUCGGUGAAGUGUUCUUUCCUCGAAUUGUACAACGAGGAGCUGCGCGAUCUGCUCGCCGCCGAUGACAACAUCAAGCUGAAGAUGUUCGAAGACGGAAAGAAGGGCCAUCAGUCGACCAUCGUGCAAGGCCUGGAAGAAUCACACAUAAAAUCUGCAUCCAAGGGAAUUCAACUGCUACGAUCGGGUAGCCAUAAGCGCCAAGUUGCCGCGACCAAGUGCAACGACCUUUCUUCGCGGUCCCAUACGGUUUUCACCAUUACCGUCUACAUGAAGCGCACGUCCGAAACUGGCGAGGACUUUGUGAGCGCCGGUAAACUCAACCUUGUCGACUUGGCUGGUAGUGAAAACAUCCAGCGCAGUGGAGCGGAGAACAAGCGUGCCGCUGAGGCUGGCUUGAUCAACAAGUCCCUGCUUACCCUGGGUCGUGUUAUCAACGCCCUGGUGGAGAAGAGCUCGCACAUCCCGUACAGAGAGUCGAAGUUGACGAGAUUGCUUCAAGACUCUCUAGGUGGUCGGACGAAGACGUGCAUUAUUGCUACUUUGUCUCCGGCGAAGAGUAAUCUGGAAGAGACUAUUUCGACCCUCGACUAUGCUUUCCGCGCGAAGAACAUCAGGAACAAGCCCCAGAUCAACCAAAUGGUCUCGAAGAAGACUCUUUUCAAGGAGUUCACCUCGGAAAUCGAGAAGCUGAAGAUGGAACUGAUCGCAACAAGGCAACGGAACGGUGUCUACUUGACGCAGGAAAGUUACGAGGAAAUUACGACCGAAAGCGAAUCACGAAGAAUCCUCUCCGAGGAGCAAAGAGAUAAGCUCGAAACCAUGGAGGCGAAUCUGCGAAACAAGGUUCAGGAGCUUUUUGCUCUGACGACCAACUUGACGACCCUGAAGAAGGACAACGAAGCUACUAAGGCCAUUCUUGAUGGUACCAAGAGCCUGCUGGAGAAGACAGAGGUCGUCUUGGAGCACACCCGCCAGAACCUGGAUGAGGAAACGGCGCUUAGGAAAGCGCAUGCCAAGACCGAGGAGGACCUGGCAAACAUCGGGCAAGAUUUGAUUUCAACUCUCGGGAAGACAACCAAAGACAUUGGAGGUCUGCACUCUAAGCUGCGCCGUCGGUCGAACUUGCAGUCUGUCAACAGACAACAGUGGGGCUCUUCUCAAGCUCAGGUUGCUGGAACGACUAGCACGGUUGAGGAGCGCCUCGCUGGUUUCCAAAGCCAACAGGAGGAACUCAUGGCUGCUCUUUCUCUGCGCAUGCAGGGCUUCGUGCAGGAUGAGUUGCAAAAGUUGGGCGUUUCCCAGUCGAUGCUGGAGGAAAAGUCAAAGGCCUUUGAGCAGUCUGAAAAGGAGGUCAACGAACAGACGGCCAAGUCGCGGGACGACAUGAACGAGGUGUUGGAGGAAAUCAAGACUCUGCGGGAGGAUGUUAAGCAAAAGGUCGGUGCUGGUUUGAAUGAUCUUUCCGCCGCUGCGGAGAGGAUCUCUGCUGGCAUUGUGACCGAGUUGGAGGCUUUCCACACCCAACUUCACUCCUCUUACGCGUCUCUUGGCAGAGACUUCAAGACCACAUUCGACGACCUCGUCAAGGAGCUCAAUGAGCAGCAGAGCGAAGCUGAGGUUCUUCGCAAACAAAUCAGUCAGGCCAACGUCGAGCUCAUUGCAGCCAACAAGGCUUCCCAAACUAGUCUGGUCUCUGUGAUGGAGACGGAGAAGCAGAAGGCUGCCGAAGAGCGCCAGGAGCUCCUCGCCCAGGUCACCGCCCUCCUCAACUCCAAUGCCGCAACGCAAGAACAACGCAUGAGCGAGGCUCUCUCCGGCAUCAGCAAAGACAUGGACACUGCCAACACUGAUUUCGAGACCGCAAAUGCCAGCUAUAACGAGGGUAUGGAAGGCUGGGUCAGCAAGUCAUCUGACUUGGUCAAUGGAGUCGUCAAGUCGCGCGAGAAUGUCAAGUCCAAGAUUAAGGGCGAUUUCGCUGCGGCCAACGAACACACGACCGCACUCCGCAACACCACGGCCUCCGUCCAUGCUUCUACUGUCGACAUUGUCAACAACCAAAUGUCGAACAUGGACUCUCAACUCACUUCCCUGGACGACAUCGUCUUGCGUGUCCAGGAGCAAAACAACACCCACCACGAUGCCCACACCAAGUCUCUGUCCAACCUGGCCGACACUGUCCAAACCUCCUACAAGAGCAUCGGCGACCACUUCACCACGUCCUUCACUCGCAUCCAAGGCCUGGGUACCGACGUGGAAUCCAAGACCAACGAUUUGCGCGCCACUUUGCCCGCCCUUGCCGAAGACGCCGAGAUCCGCUCCACGCUCCGCAGCCUUCGCGAGGAGAUCCAAAACCAUUCUCUCAAGGAGUACGAAGUCACGGGCGAGACUCCCCAGCAAACGCGCUACACGUACACGACGAACCUGCCGCGGACCGAGAGCCAAGAGACAUUCCUCUCGAAACUGCGCAAUGGCGUCUCAGGCAGCGACGCCGACAGCAGCGCGCCCGGCAGCGAAGCCAACACGCCACGCCCGCGCUCUCCAACCAAAGGCAUGGUCUUCACGGACGCGCCCAAAGACGAGGCCGCCCUCGACAGCAACAUGAGCGACGCGCCUUCCGCACUUCCAACCACGAAAGCUCGUGCGGGCAGCGCUUCCAGUCUGCGCGAAAUCGACCCCAACACGAUCAACCCUGUGGGAGCAGCGGAGUCGGCCUCAGCGCCGCCGACGCUGCAGCUCAAACUCGAUAGCCCGACGCUGGCGGCACAAGGGCAGCAGCAGCCGUCGCUGAAGCGGACGCAUACAGCAUCCGGGUCUGAUCGGGAGAGCAAGCUGCCAAUGAAGAAGAAGGCGACGCGCAUGACUGUUGCGGCGGGGGUGGUGGACCGCGAGAACUUGCCUGUGCAAGGGCAGGGGCAGGGCGAGUUUUCGAAGAGCGUGGGUGUGGGGAGUGGGACCGGGACGGCGGGGCGGAGGCUGAGGAGCCAUGGGGGGAGUUGAGUGCUGGGUGAUGGGAUAAAGUGAUGAGUAGGGUUUUUUUGUUUUUCUUUCUCCUUCUUCGUUGGCGGCAUUUUUGGCCCGAUUGAUUGAUACCUCCUUCGUUGUGCGGCUCGACGCCGGGGAUUGUUUCUUUUGUCUCUUCUCUUGGUUGGUUGGUUGGAUUGGUCUGUUUGGCAUUUAGGGCGUUGGUUGGGGAGGGGUGGUGGGGUUUUCUUCCUCUCCUUCUUGCCUAGGUGGGCUUGUUGUGGGUAACUUCUGGCGUCUGGGGUUGGUUGGGGGCGCUUGUGACUGACUGACUUACCUUGCCUUACCUACCUUGCUUGGGGGGGUGGGUUCGUAGUAAUUCGAUUUUUUGUACAAUGCUUCGCUGAUGGGGUUGGUGGUGUUGAGUCGUUGAUGUUGUCUUUGUGAAGUGGUGGUGUGCUGCUGCUGGUUUUGGAUGUUCUCUGAUAUACCAU
Messenger RNA from Aplosporella prunicola CBS 121167, 4015 nucleotides. RefSeq lists its product as uncharacterized. The transcript is spliced from 2 exons. Gene Ontology annotation, cellular component: spindle microtubule; nucleus. The record is from RefSeq and is a predicted model, not a curated record. The coding region runs from base 6 to 3557 and encodes 1183 amino acids. Gene Ontology annotation, biological process: mitotic spindle assembly; microtubule-based movement. Gene Ontology annotation, molecular function: ATP binding; microtubule binding; plus-end-directed microtubule motor activity. NCBI's taxonomy places the organism in Eukaryota, Fungi, Ascomycota, Dothideomycetes, Botryosphaeriales, Aplosporellaceae.